Toxorhynchites rutilus septentrionalis is the source of this 2127-nucleotide messenger RNA. RefSeq names its product ganglioside-induced differentiation-associated protein 1 (gene Gdap1). Gene Ontology annotation, cellular component: mitochondrial outer membrane. Gene Ontology annotation, biological process: mitochondrial fission; mitochondrial fusion. Bases 746 to 1558 code for a protein of 270 amino acids. The record is from RefSeq and is a predicted model, not a curated record. NCBI's taxonomy places the organism in Eukaryota, Metazoa, Arthropoda, Insecta, Diptera, Culicidae. The transcript has 3 exons.
CUGCCCAGUCAGCUCUUUCGUAGAUUCAUCUGGGUCUGCGAGGCGUGAGCGGCGGCGAGCUGUUGAAUCACUUCAUUGGAAAGAUGAAAAGUCUAAAAUUUAUAUGAUUGUUACUUAUUGACUCAAAAAAUUGUUUCAAUAGCUCAAAAAUUGUUUCGAAAACGGGCUAUCAAAAUCACGCAAAUCUGUGUAUCAAAUGGCGCCUGCUCGGAAAUCCAUUCAAGUGUUGUUGUGAUGUGAGCUUAGGAUGGUCACACUCACACGUAUAUGCAUUAUGCUCUUCUCUCCCCCAUUUCUUUUCUGCAGACGGUAUUAUUUCUGCUGAGUAAUUCAGAGGAGUUAUCCAAUCUUUCUUUGAGCGGUUAUUAUGCUGCUUCGGCUCAACGAAAUGGUAUGAUAAUCAUUUUAUACAAAAUAUAAAAUGCCAAAUGUUGUAUGCUUCAGACAAAUGAUUACCAUUCCAGCGAUUGUCCUACUUUUUUUUAUUUAUAGAAAGAACCACAAAUCCUGUCAUAUACCACAUGUGUUUAUUCGAAUUCACUGUACUGUUCAAUGAACAACGAUUCAAAUGCGCCCAUCAUAUGCUCUCUCCAUUGAAUUCUUCAUACUCCAUAUUCUCCCCUCUGAGGUUGAAAAUAAAUAUUAAUUCUAUCAAGUGUUUGUACAGUCACCACUACCUACAGUAAUUCAAAAAACAGUUCUCUGGGCACUGAACGAGAAGAAUCUCAAAUACACCAAAUAUGAGAUGGACGUUACAAAUGAUGAGCAUUUCACGGGAUGGUUCCUGGAAUUGAAUCCAAGAGGAGAGUUGCCGGUAUUACAGAAUGGCGUUCUUAUUGUGGCUGGAUCUAAUAAAAUAUUAGACUAUCUCGAGCACUAUUUUCCGAAAGAGAAACCUCUGGGGAUACCAUGGAACGCAGAUGAAAAGAUUACAAGCUUCAAAACAUUCUUAGACAAAGUACCCGUAGGAAUAUUAACCAUCGGAUCAUUCCUGCAUCCUCAGGCCGUGGCUUCACCCAAAUCGCCAUUCGUCCAGCCGGUUCGGUAUACGAUACUCGAGCGAGACGAAACAGUAAGCAGUCGCCUGAGAACGUAUGCCGAAACAUUUCCAGCCCAAGCCGAAGUUCUUUUGAAGAAGGCAGAUUUCCACGAUCAUAAACGUGAACUCCUCGGAAAGGAACAGUUUUAUCGCAAAUUACUCGACGAACUGAAUGAAUUCCUCAAUGAGGUAGAGCUAGAAUUAGCAGAACGAACUGUUAUUGAGCCCAAAUGGAUUGCUGGUGAUGAUUUUACAGUUGUGGACAUCGGAUUAGGGUGCCUGCUUUAUCGUUUAUAUGUGCUGGGGCUUGAAGAUUGGAUCUGGACUGGCGGUAAGAAGCCGGAACUAGAAAAAUAUUUCAACAAUUUAAUGGCUACCAGCAGUUUUCAAAAGAUUCUUCCAACAAAAACGUCUCUGCUGAAAACAAUUUGGUUGAAUACGCCAUCAACAUAUAAGGCAGGGAUAGCAGCUUUUUCUUUCUCGUCUAUGAUUAUUGGGUCUACGUUACUUAAGAGAUAACACUCGUUUCUGAAAAAUACCAUGUGCAAAACAUAGAAAUUUAUUACAUAUCACCUCGAUUUCAAUAGUUUAAAACUAUUACUUUAACUGUAUAUAUCCGAAAAAACAAUUUUGACUUUUUUUUUCCAAAAAGGUAUCAAACAAUUAGUUACUAUUAAUGAAUUAACUGGAUAAAUAUAUAGCUAUUCCUGUGCGAAUUAUACGAACAAACGUUUUCCUUUCAUAGCCACAAAAAGUAAGUGUAGAUAAAGCUGGAUAAACUUAACAAAGAACACAUAAAUAAAGCUAAACAAAAAUGUCACUGCACAAAACAAAAGAAGAAAUGCUUGCCUUCUAUAAGUAAAGGUCGUAAUUGAUUACUUAAAUUAAACAGGUGGUAAAGAUUCGCUUCAAAAGCACUUCCAUUUCUACAACAGCAAGUUUCUAGGCCAAUGAAGUAAUUACAUACAUUCGAAAGGUUAAAUUUGGAAAACAGAGGGUAAGGUUGAUAUCAAUAGUCCUAUAACACAUUGAUAACUUCAACUGCUGAAAGCUAUAUUUACAAAAUUCUGUCCAAAAACGCAAAUUUU